Molecule: messenger RNA, 1584 nt
Organism: Trypanosoma grayi
Lineage: Eukaryota; Euglenozoa; Kinetoplastea; Trypanosomatida; Trypanosomatidae
Exons: 1
Coding region: 1-1584 (527 amino acids)
Molecular function (GO): glycosyltransferase activity
Source: RefSeq, a predicted model, not a curated record
AUGAAGUGGAGUUCGCAAAACCGUGCACAUGAUUGGUGGGGGGGUAUUAUUGUGGCAUCGAGGCGCAACGUCUUGCUUCUGCUGGUAUUAGUGGUCGUAUUGAUUUUGCUGCAGGUAAUAGCUACCGUUCAGAGUAUCGAAGAGGAUGAGAAGACACCUCUCCAAGUCGCCCCUGUUUCUUUAUCUCCUUCACCUUCCCCAGCGCUAUCACCACAGAAACAACCUCAACAAGAACAAGUUCGGUUGCCUUCUUCUUCAUUCCCACGCACCACAACAUCUCUGGUGACUCUUGUGCCACCAACGCAGUCAUCCGAUGCCGAUCCUCCUGUUGAGGUUGUCGUGCACAACAACUCCGGCACUAUCCACGGCGCCAGAUUCGCGAAUAGCGGCCAUGAUGGGGGGCCAUUCAUAACGACCGUUAAGCAGAUUAGUUACUGUCACUACGAGGUGCACAACUUUUGUCUGGAGCGUGGCACCCUGCUGUUUUUUCACGACCCCAAACGGUCGUCAUCAAAGUUCAAGGGAGGUUUGCGUGCCUGCAACGAAUUUUCACGCCAUAGUCCAUCGAUUUAUAUCAAGUACUGGUCCUCUCCUCUGCCGGAUGAUGCGACGGCGGUGCUUCCGGCCCCUCUCAACACCGUUACAAAGGGUUGGAUCCUCCAGUUCUGGUGUCAGGAUUUGUUUCACAUGACACUGUCGCUGUUACCAGCCUUUCAUACCAAAAGCGCAGUCGAACAGCAAGACGCUGAUGUUUACAUUCGGAUAGCGAAAGGUAGGCGGAAGAAGGGCGGGUACUGCAAUGUGAAACUAGGCGAUCCAUUAAACUUUGAGAAGACCCAAAACCCAAAGUAUGGGCAGGAUAGUCAGUUCCCUUUCGCAGGUAACCCAUACUGGCCAUUCUACCGCAUCUUGACGAAUCGAUCGGAGAAGAUUCACCCGUUGGUGCCUGGGCAGAGCGUUCAGACGGCGUGCUACCAGAACGGUGUCAUUGAUAAGCGGUAUAUCAAGGGCAUGAUGGGUGAGGAGGCACGAAAUUACAGCGCCACUCUCCUCGAACUAAUGGGCGUACCAUUUAGUCAACCACGGCCGUGUGGAAACAAGUAUCGUCUAACCUUGAUUGACAGGCGGGGCAGAACACGACGACUUACUAACAUACCGGAGCUUAUAAAUCUCGCACAGAGCAUGGGAUUCGAGGCACAGUCUGUGGCCUUUGAAACAAUUCCUAUUCGGGAACAAAUACGUCUUGUAACUAUGACUGAUGUGUUGAUUGGUGUACAUGGUAACGGCCUCAUGUGGCUUCAGUUCUUGCCACCAGGUUCUGUUGUAAUUGAGUUGGUUGGUGUGUGGUACACACCCUACGCGCUGCUCUGGGGGCACACCUACUUCCACUCCAAAAUGCGGAACAACCCGGAGUACCAACGGCGAGGCGAGUACUACCCCUUUGCACACAAUGUAUCUGAAGUGCAAGAGUUGCUGUACCAGGCAAAGGAGGCAUUGGACCGCAGUAGGUGUGGUGACUCGCCAUUUCAGCCACCAAACGAGCAACUGGCGAACUUGUACGGUAGCUGCGUGCCACAUUGCUGA